UCUAAAAUAUUUUUAUUCCAUUAAUUAAAUCAAAAUAUAUUUCUAUUAAAAUUUUAAAUCCAUUUCGUUUCCGCGGCACAAAUUAAGAACUGAAUUAAAAAAAAAAAAAUCAAACUAAGAGCGUGAUAAAGAAAAAAAGUUAUUGGUAGCUAUACAUUUCAACAGGGCGCCAAACCAAAAGACAAAGUACUGAAGUUCCGGAAAAAAAAAUUGGCUCGUGAAAUCAAAAGAUGGAAUUGGAUGAAUGGGAGUUAAGCGCUGAAGAAUUGGAUUCUCUUGAAAGAGACGCUCUCCAGAAGAUCUCUCAGCAACGCUCUUCUUCGUCCAAUCAACAACCCAUCGUCCACUCUCUAUCUCAAAAGGCUGAAGCUUCGUCCAGAACCUUGCCUUCAUCAAUUGCGCCAAAAACAAACCCUGCAUCUGAUCAAUGCUCUAAGGAACAAGUACCAAAGCUCACUGUCAAAUUUAUUCUCCACGCCACUGGAAACAUUGCUGCAAAAUUUCCCUAUAACCAGGUUUUAGUUGAUGCGUUCCGUAAGAUCCCUAAAGCCACUUGGAAUGCAAAAGAAAGAUUAUGGAUGUUCCCUCUGUCUUCUUUGCCAUCGGCUGAAAAGGUUCUUUGUGAAAUACGUGGUUGUAACGUUGAGGUAGAGAAUUUACAUCCCUUGGUGCAGCGUGCUAUUGCUGCUGCCUCUGCACUCCCAGAUCUUCAAGAGUGGUAUGACAGGAUUCCAAGCUCUAUUGAGUCAAAGCUUCUGCCAUUUCAGCGAGAUGGUGUUAGGUUUGUGUUGCAACAUGGAGGACGUGCGCUUCUAGGUGACGAAAUGGGAUUAGGAAAGACUUUACAGGCUAUUGCUGUUGCUGCAUGCAUUCGUGACUCCUGGCCUGUUCUUAUACUUGCACCAUCUUCUUUGCGUUUGCAUUGGGCUUCAAUGAUUCAACAAUGGCUGAAUAUUCCUCCAUCGGAUAUAGUUGUUAUUUUCUCCCAACCGGGUGGGUCAAACAGAGGUGGAUUCACAAUAUUAUCCUCAAAUAGAAAGGGUGGUAUUCAUCUUGAUGGCCUCUUCAACAUCAUCUCCUAUGAUUUGGUAGCUAAACUAGAAAAUUUAUUAAUGGCAUCAGAGUUCAAGGUUGUGAUUGCUGAUGAAUCUCACUUUUUGAAAAAUGCUCAAGCAAAAAGGACAACUGCUUCCCUUCCCGUUAUAAAGAAAGCUCAGUAUGCAAUAUUGCUUAGUGGAACUCCAGCUUUAUCCCGACCAAUCGAGCUGUUCAAGCAGUUGGAAGCCUUGUAUCCUAAUGUAUAUAGAAAAGUUUACGAGUAUGGUGAACGUUAUUGUAAAGGCGGAAUAUUUGGAACUUAUCAAGGUGCUAGUAACCAUGAAGAAUUGCACAAUUUGAUGAAGGCUACAGUCAUGAUCCGCAGGCUUAAGAAGGAUGUUCUUUGUCAGCUUCCCAUGAAGCGUAGGCAACAGGUGUUCCUAGAAUUGACUGAAAAGGAUAUGAAACAGAUCAGUUCUUUGUUUCGGGAGUUGGAGGUGGUAAAGAGCAAAAUCACAGCCUGCCAAUCUGAAGAGGAGGUUCACUCACUCAAACUUAUGCAGAAGAAUCUCAUAAAUAAGAUUUAUACUGAUUCUGCUCAAGUCAAGAUCCCAGCAGUUCUAGAUUAUCUAGGAACUGUAAUUGAGGCAGACUGCAAAUUUCUAAUAUUUGCGCAUCAUCAGCCCAUGAUUGAAGGAAUACUUCAGUUUCUUCUUAAGAAGAAAGUAGGUUGCAUUCGAAUUGAUGGUACUACCCCUGCAUCCUCAAGGCAAGCUUUGGUUAAUGAUUUUCAAGAGAAGGAUGCUAUCAAGGCAGCGGUGCUAUCUAUCAAAGCUGGAGGUGUUGGAUUGACUUUAACAGCUGCAAGUACAGUUAUCUUUGCAGAGUUGUCAUGGACUCCAGGUGACCUGAUUCAAGCUGAAGAUCGUGCUCAUAGGAUUGGCCAGGUAUCUUCAGUGAAUAUAUACUAUCUGCUAGCGAAUGACACAGUUGAUGACAUCAUAUGGGAUGUUGUUCAGCACAAAUUGGAAAAUCUGGGUCAGAUGCUUGAUGGCCACGAGAAUACCUUGGAAGUUUCAGGCAACCAAGAACACAAAAGUCCAAUAAAGCAGAAAACUAUUGACCCCAGCCAAGAACAAAGAAGUCCAGGGAAGCAGAAAACUCUCCAUUCUUUCAUGAAGCGCUGUAACAACAUCGAUGAUGAAUAUCAGUCUAAGCUCAAAUAUCCCAGGAACUGAGCAACCUACUCAAGUAUGAUCUACUCUUUCCCACUUUGCAUAGCUACAGGCAGAUGGACUCGUAAAUUUUGUACUAAUGAAACACAUUAACCACUCAGUUAGCACUCUCUAAUCAUAAUGUCAUCUUUUACGGGUAAUGUAAGAUUCCUUGACAUUACCAUGGGAAUAGAAUCUAUGGUCAUAUUUAAUAUAUU
Molecule: messenger RNA, 2470 nt
Organism: Durio zibethinus
Lineage: Eukaryota; Viridiplantae; Streptophyta; Magnoliopsida; Malvales; Malvaceae
Gene: CHR18
Product: chromatin remodeling factor18
Biological process (GO): replication fork processing; DNA repair
Cellular component (GO): nuclear replication fork
Molecular function (GO): DNA endonuclease activity; ATP binding
Source: RefSeq, a predicted model, not a curated record